AUGCUGUGUGCCGCGGCGCGGCGCUCUGGGCGGCACCUGGUGUCGGGGCGGAGCUCGGCGCAGGUGCCCGAGCAGUGCCCCAGGCUGGGCAUCCCCGGCAGGCGCGGCUACCGGGUGUCCAGGCCGCACAGGGCCGCAGAGGUUCCGAAGGGCGAGAGUGUGUCCGUGGAGGUGGAGUACAGCGGCCUCUGGGGUGCCGUGGUCACGUUCCCGAAGCGACGUCCGUUUGCGACGAACAUCAUAGUCGCCACCGUCAAGACCUCGGUGGCGGACCUCAUCGUGCAGAAGGCAGAGGGGAAGAAGGAGAUCGACUGGAGCAGGAACGCCGUCUUCACGGGCUUCGGCUUCGCCUACCUCGGCAUCGUGCAGUGGUUCAUCUACGUGACGGUCUUCACGCGCCUCUGCCCGCACGCCAUCCGAUUCUCCAAUCUGCCCUGGAAGGACAAGCUCAAGGACCGCGCUGGGCAGAUCGACUUGGUGAAGCAGACGUGCCUCGACAAUUUCGUCCACUACACCUUCAUAUAUUUCCCUGUGUUCUACACCCUGAAGGAGAUGAUGCAGGGUGACGGCACUCUCGACAGCGGCCUGGUCCAGAGGGGCCUCGCGAAGUACUGGAAGAACAUUGUUACCGACAACAUUUACAUGUGGUCGCUGUGGGUCCCUGGAGACCUCAUCGUGUACGCCGUGCCGAUCUGGAUGCGCCUGCCCCUGAACCACGGCAUCAGUCUGGUCUGGACCAUGAUCCUCAGCUACGUCCGCGGCAGCGAGAAGUGA
This is a messenger RNA of Prorocentrum cordatum, 774 nucleotides long. NCBI's taxonomy places the organism in Eukaryota, Dinophyceae, Prorocentrales, Prorocentraceae. The record is from the annotation of a GenBank genome assembly.